Acaulospora morrowiae is the source of this 454-nucleotide messenger RNA. The record is from the annotation of a GenBank genome assembly. NCBI's taxonomy places the organism in Eukaryota, Fungi, Glomeromycota, Glomeromycetes, Diversisporales, Acaulosporaceae.
GGUAUUAAUUGGAGUGCAUUCCAAGAACCUAGGAAGAUUUGUGAUUGAAUCUUUGAAGUUAAGAAAUGCAACGGAAGCUAUGGUUGUUCAUGGUGCUAUUGGUCUAGAUGAAAUAAGCACUGAGGGCGAAACUUUUAUUUGGCAUCUCUCAGGAUCAAGCAUAAGAGAAUAUACCGUGACACCGUCGGAUUUCGGAUUGCCCAGUCACCCAAUAAGCGCAGUUAAAGGUGGCUCACCCGAAGAAAAUGCGGAUGUUCUUGUGCAAUUGCUUUCUGAUCAACUUCACGGGCCCAUCCUGGAUUAUAUCCUUUUAAAUUCAUCAGCCGCUUUAGUAGUCUCCGGUCUUGCCAAGGAUUUUAAGGAUGGGGUGAGACUCGCGCGCGAAAGCAUCUCAAGUGGCAAGGCCAAAAAAGCAUUAGACGAAUUCAGGCAACAUACUAGGAACGAACAUUAA